AUCUUCUUUCAAUUCGUGUAAGAUAAAACAUCCAUUUAUUUCAAACGCAAUUAAGAUUUGUUUAUACGUUGUCUUGUUGUUAGAGAAGAUCAUUUGUCGAUCUUGAUAACGGUUGACUACAUGGAUUUAAUUAUCAUUUCUGGAGCAGACAUCACAUCAGGUUGAUCAUGCAAUCUGCAGUUAUUUCAGGUUUUUUGCUCUUGACAGUGGCGCUUACGACAUCAGAAGGCUUUCUGAUCGAUUCGCAAACACCAGCUCCUUGCUUAGACCAGCAACCGAACUGUGACGUGUUGAAUACUACCUUCAACGUAUGUAAAGACCUUCAUACUGGAACAAAUCUAUGCAGACGGUACUGUGGCCUGUGCAGUGUUGUUCACGGUGGUUGGUCGGUGUGGAGCGCUUGGGGUGUCUGUGACGUCACAUGUGGCAAUGGAACUAUGGCGAGGACAAGGGAGUGUAACAAUCCAGCGCCUAUCAACGGAGGGGACGACUGUCAGGGAUCGAAACAAACUACCGGACAAUGUCUUCUCUCCACAUGCCCAACCCAUGGCGGCUGGAGCGCGUGGAGCGAGUGGGGUUCGUGCAGUGUCACGUGCGGAGUGGGUCUGAAAAGACGUGACCGAGUCUGUGAUAAUCCAUGGCCUUCACGUGACGGCAACCACUGCUUUGGGGACAAUAUAAACUAUGAGAUAUGUUUUGAACCCUCUUGUGCAAACUGGUCAUCUUGGGAAAACUGGAGCUCUUGCUCCAACAAUUGCGGACAUGGUCUGCAGAAAAGAACACGUUCCUGCGUAGGAUCAACGAACAUGUUAUAUUCGUGUUCCGGAAGCGAUGAACAAUAUAUCAGUUGUCAAACUACUUGCAGUGAAUAUACAAGAAAUACCACGUCGGCGUUCACAGCAACUGGGUUGCAAGGAGUACAAGAAUACCCUCUUGUCUUUCCGACGAUAUUGUUGAAUGAUGGUGAUGACUACAAUCCUAUUUCUGGCGAAUUCACCUGCAGAAUUGCGGUACUGUAUUUCUUUGUAACAAGUCUUACAAAGACAAGAGAAAGUUCUAGGCAUAUAGACGGAGUAUAUGCCUAUAUCCAAAUAAAUGGGGUCAAUCAGGUUAUGACAGUAGUUGAUCCAAUUGACAUUGCUGACGCUGGAAGUUACAUGGCGGGAACAUCAGGAACAUUCCGUCUCAGGAAGGGGGAUAGAGUAACAGUAUAUGGGUUGUCUCGCUGGUAUACACCAGCAUAUUGCACCUUUUCUGGAUAUUUAAUAAAACCAGACUUAUGGGGAAAGGGAGCAACAAUUGUGUGCAUCUUAUAUAUAUUCCAGAACUGUAUCUUCAUUAUGUUAAGCCUUGGAAAAUUAAAUAUAAACGUUGACACACAAAGUGAGGACUUGUCAUGUUUUGGAAUAGUAUAUAUUACAGUACAUGCAUUUAUUAGUGUGGAAAAACAGGUGAGCGUGCAAAUUAUUAGAUGUGUUUUCCUUAAUAAAUACAUUUGAAUAGAUCAAUUUGGCACAACAAUGUAGUUGCUUAACGUGUAUGUCCACUAAAGACACAUUAAAUAUACAAAUUAAAAAAUAA
Messenger RNA from Dreissena polymorpha, 1581 nucleotides. RefSeq lists its product as uncharacterized. Gene Ontology annotation, molecular function: protein binding. NCBI's taxonomy places the organism in Eukaryota, Metazoa, Mollusca, Bivalvia, Myida, Dreissenidae. The transcript has 8 exons. Bases 168 to 1499 code for a protein of 443 amino acids. The record is from RefSeq and is a predicted model, not a curated record.